ACGUCAUAAAGGUUACCUUACAUUAAUGAAUUUAUUUUUUGAAAAUGAAUGAUACUAUGAAUAAAAUUUUCGUUGUAAGGGAUGCAACCGGAUUCCAGAAAAUUGUCAACACUGCAAUUUAUUCUGACAAGAAUUCUAUGGUCCGCAUAAAAAAAAUGAUGAUUCCUGUAACAUUUUUUUUAGAAAAAGCUCAAGCAGGUUGUACAUAUAUUUUUGAUGAAAAUGGGGAGCUGCGUGUUUUAAAAGAAAAUGAGAGAUAUUCAUGGAAAGAUUUAAAGAAUCUGGAUGCUACUGAUUUAGAUGAAAAUGAGGGUACGCUGUUAAAUAGCGACAUUGAAAUGGCACAAUUGUUAACAAGUGAGGACAUUGAGUAUAUGAAAAAUAGAGGUAUGAAUGUGUUGCAAAUCCAUGUCUUUGAUUUUGCUGUCGUUCCCUUUACAAUGGUUUUUAUAGGUGAUGCACCCCAAGCUAUAAUUGAUGCUCUUAUCCAGAAUAGUGAAACAUUUCAAUUAAAAAACACAUUUUCAAAAGAAAAAUACAUCAAAAAAAAGAAACAAAAGUAUAUGAAACAAAUAACGUGCUUACCUGUUACUAUCAUGGACGUGUGUGAAACGUAUAUAAAACAAGAUUUUAAACGUGUUGGAGGGUUGAGAUUUGAUUAUCUAUCAGCUAUGCUAACUGCUGCUGAUAUACAGCCGACCCGUCGUGUUCUUGUGAUAGAUCAAUCUUCUGGCUUACUUUCGGGAGCAAUUUGUAAACGUUUGAGUGGUGAAGGAAGUGUCAUUCGGGCAUAUGGUAAAGGAUUAAGUUCUUUUAUAAUGAGUCAACUAGACCUAUCAUUGCAAGAAUUGAGUGUAUUACAAGAAUUACCAUUAUCUUUUUUAAAUGAAAUAUCAAGCAAAAAUGAAGCCGAAGUUAUAAACGCGUUACAAAAUAAUAUAGAGUCGCUGGAAAUGAGUCUCUUUGGUCGUCGAAUUCAGGAAGAAGAAAAACUUUCACAUGCUCGUUAUAGUUCAGCUAAAAAUUUGGUUGAGCAACCUGUGGACGCAAUUCUUGUUGCACUGUCGCCUGGUUGUAACGAAGUAGAAUUUAGCAUAAGCCAUGUAGCAUCCAUUGCAACAAAGUUAAGCCAACAUUUUCUUAAACCAGACGGGCGGUUUGUAUUCUUUUCUUUGAGUCAUACACACGCGUUUUCAGUCCAACAAGAUUUAAUAAAUUUCAAAUCAUUUCUUGAUAUUACAUUUGAAGAACUAUUUUUAAGAGAAUUUGUUGUUUUAGAAAAAAGAACACACCCUAUUAUGAAGAGUGAAUCACGUCUUUUUUCUGGAUUUUUAGUUUCUGCUAUUAAAAUUGUAUUAGAUGAUGAAUAAAUGCGAAAAUAAGUAGAGACACUUACAAUUAUAAUAAAUAACAAAAUUUAUCUAUACCCAAGGCAUCCAUCC
Messenger RNA from Hylaeus volcanicus, 1442 nucleotides. RefSeq names its product tRNA (adenine(58)-N(1))-methyltransferase non-catalytic subunit trm6-like. The record is from RefSeq and is a predicted model, not a curated record. Bases 45 to 1370 code for a protein of 441 amino acids. The transcript is spliced from 8 exons. Gene Ontology annotation, biological process: tRNA methylation. Gene Ontology annotation, cellular component: nucleus; tRNA (m1A) methyltransferase complex. NCBI's taxonomy places the organism in Eukaryota, Metazoa, Arthropoda, Insecta, Hymenoptera, Colletidae.